UGUAAGUAUGUAAUUUGCUUUUGCUUCUUCAAUCUCGAUGCAGUGCUUCUUGCCAGUUCUAUUUCACAUGAUUUUCUACUGCAUCACUAAAAUUGUUUUGAUGCUGUAAAGGAUGAAGGUUUAACUCAUAUGGGCAGUUGUAAAAAGUGGGAGAUGAGUAAUUCAUUCCGGAGUAAAGUUUGACCAAAUGGGAGUUUAGCUUGUGGUUGAUUAAAAUGAAGACACAUGUUAAUAUGCUGAAAGGAAAGGCACCUUCAAGGGUGGGUAAUCAGCAAGCAGUUUUUGAGCUGAAACAGCGUGUAGUCCUUGCACUUAACAAGCUUGCAGAUAGGGAUACUUACCAACUUGGAGUAGAAGAGCUUGAGAAAACCAUUGAAUGCUUGACGCCAGAUGGGUUUGCUCCGUUUCUGUCUUGCAUAUUAGACACAGAUUCAGAGAAGAAAAGUUCAGUUCGCAAAGAAUGCAUUCGCUUGAUGGGCACACUUGCAACUUUCCAUGAGGGUCUUGUUGGACCUCAUCUUGGAAAGAUGGUAGCUAGCAUUGUCAAGAGACUAAAGGACUCAGAUUCUGUUGUAAGAGAUGCUUGUGUAGAAACAGUUGGCAUCUUGGCUUCCAAAUUGAGUAGCAGUAGGGUAGAAACUGACGGGCUCUUUGUCAUUCUAGUGAGGCCGCUUUUCGAAGCCCUUGGAGAGCAGAACAAGCAUGUGCAGUCUGGUUCAGCAUUGUGUUUGUCGCGGGUCAUUGACAAUAUUCAUGAUCCUCCUGCUUCGGUCAUGCAGAAAAUGUUGGCAAGAACUGUUAAGUUGCUGAAGAAUCCUCAUUUCAUGGCAAAACCUGCAGUCAUUGAGUUGAAUAGGAGUAUCAUUCUGGCUGGUGGUGCCCCGUCGCAUAGUUCUCUAACUGCUGCACUGACAAGCAUUCAGGAAUCGCUGAAGAACAGUGACUGGGUAACGCGAAAAGCUGCCUGUGCUGCAUUAGGAGAUAUUGGUUCUUGUGGUGCAGCAUGCUUAGGCUCAUACCGCAUCUCAUCUAUCCGCUGUCUGGAAUCAUGUCGGUUCGACAAGGUGAAGCCAGUUAGAGACGUAGCUUUGCAGGCAUUGCAGCUCUGGAAAAAUCUUCCUGGCCCUGGUACACCUGAACCAUCUGAAACUGGAUCCUCUGUCAAAGAAACAUCCUACAGAGAUGAUUAUGGUGAUGUUACCUGUGCCAUUGACUCCACAUUGAAGGAUAAUACACCGAUGAAAUUUGAUAAUGAAUUGGCUAAAAAAAGGGCUCCUCUCUCUUCUAGAAAAGCCGGAAGAACUUAUAUUGAGAAAUCUCUGCAAUCUGGAACAAAUGAGUGGCAAAUAGAAAUUGCAAUUCCAAGGAAUCGUAACAUUUCAGUAGCAGAGAAUCAGAAUGAUGAAUCUGAGGGUAGUUCUGUUACCAAGAGAUGUGAAAGAAUAAAUUCUGACGUCAAAAGUAUUAGUAAUAUUGGAUACGAAUAUGUAGAAGUGGAUGAUAAACAGGAAUGCUCAUCUGUUUCUAAUCUUUUUACUGAAAGCAUCAAAUCUGAGGUUGUCAAGAACCAUUGUGAUGCUUUUGACGAUGCCAAUUUGGUGAAGUCAACUGGAACCAGUCAACGGUUUGCAGCUGAUGAAGUUAGCAUUGAAGAGAGAAGAUACUUGGCAAAAGUGCAUGACCGUAGAAGCUUAGAUUCGACUGUUACAGAAUCAACUUCUCAGAUUAUGCCGGUGUGUUGUUCACAAACAGAAAAAGAGAUAGUGUUAAUCAGAAAGCACCUUUUGGAGAUUGAAAAUAAGCAAUCUAAUUUGAUGGAUAUGCUAAAGGCCUUUACAACUUCCAUAACGGAUAGUGUGUCAAUGGUACAGUCGAAGGUCUCAAAUCUUGAAAUAGUGGUUAGUAAGAUGGCACAAGAACUUGUUCAUGGAGGUAGAUAUUCCGAUGUACUGGCAACCAAACUUCUGAAGGGAACUCCUAGUAUUUCUUCCCCUAGACUUUCUACAUGCACUCCAAGGCCAUCUGUGGAUAGCAACAAGCAACCUCCACUAUUGCCAACUAAACAUGCAGGAGUUUGGGAGAACACAGUUUCUAGGAGCAGAUCUAACAGUUUUGGGAAACAAAAUUCAGACAUGUGGACUGAUGCGACACUUAAGCCAACCAAAAGUUCUUUAGGGAGAGGAACCUCGGCAAGCUUUUAUCGAGAAAUUCAUGAAGAUUUAAUGAGGCAAAAUGGCGUACGUGAUCCAGGUCUUCCUACUAAGGCAAGGGUAAAUAAACUGGACACUAAGAGUAGACCACUGAAAGUUAUGAAUGAUUAUUUUUGCGAUGGGGAUCUGGAUUCAGAAUAUGCUGAAGCUCUGUGUUCAAGGAAUGAACUUCAUUUGUUUGAGCUUCUGGAAAGAACAGGCCCUGUUCUGGAAAAUUUAUCACAAAAGACUGCAAGCGACCUACUAAGCACUUUGGCUUCCUACUUAUUGGAGCAGAGAUUUGUGAAUUCUGUAGUUCCUUGGUUACAGCAGCUUGUGGAUCUCAUUAACAUCCAUGGACCAACUUAUGUGGUGCUCUCCACAAAAGCAAAGCGAGACCUUUUGUAUGCAAUACAGGGAGCUGCCAAAUUUGAUGUUUUUGGUCCCGCAGAAAGGAAAUUCUUUAUCGAAAUUAGCAAAGCAUUGCACCAAUUCUGGGGAAAUGGGUCUUGCUAGCUUGCUUAUAAAGCAUGCCAUAGAUGUGAUGCUGUUGAUCUACUUACAAGGAAAGUUUGAUGAGUUAUGGCUAUAGACGACGGCCAAAAAAAUGAAAAAUGUCAGGUUUGAUGCCUAGAAUUGUCUCAUGAUGCUAAAAUGGAAUCACCUCCAUUUUGUUAAAAAAGUGAACCAGUAGUACUGUAUCAGUUUAAUAGAGCUCCACCAUGAUUUU
This is a messenger RNA of Sesamum indicum (sesame), 2919 nucleotides long. Its product is annotated as ARM repeat superfamily protein. The record is from RefSeq and is a predicted model, not a curated record. Gene Ontology annotation, molecular function: microtubule binding. Lineage: Eukaryota; Viridiplantae; Streptophyta; Magnoliopsida; Lamiales; Pedaliaceae. Gene Ontology annotation, cellular component: microtubule.